This is a messenger RNA of Ilex paraguariensis (yerba mate), 984 nucleotides long. The record is from the annotation of a GenBank genome assembly. Lineage: Eukaryota; Viridiplantae; Streptophyta; Magnoliopsida; Aquifoliales; Aquifoliaceae.
UAUAAAUCGUUGGUAAGCACCAUAGCUGCUCUGGUCUAACAUAAUAAAGGAAUUUUUUGUUCUUGGUUUAUCCAUUCCUAGAUCUUCUCAUGGAGCCUGCAAACCAAAUGGUUCAUGAACACCAACCAAAAUGGGAAGGCAAGGCUUGUGCAGAGCUGAGAGGUCUAAAAGCAGAGCAAGUAUGGCCACUCUUGGAGGACUUCUUUAGCCUAAACAAGUGGUUCCCAACUCUCACUACAUGCCUUCCUGUGGAAGGAGUCUCCGGCCAGCCAGGUUGCAUCCGUUAUUGCGCUGGGUUUAAGACUCCGGCCAACAAUGGUGAUGAGAUAGUGAACUGGACUAAGCAGAAAUUGCUGUCCAUUGAUCAGAGUGAACUGAGUUUUAGCUAUUCAAUUGUUGAUGGAAACGUUGGGUUCAACUCUUAUGUGUCAACAGUCAAAGUGGUGCCAAUGGAAGAUGGGUGUAUGAUAGAGUGGUGGUAUGAAGUUGAGCCAGUGGAAGGGUGGAGGCUGGAGGAUUUGGAUUCUUUUAUUGGCUCUGGUUUGCAGGUCAUGGCUAAAAGAAUGGAAGAAGCUCUCACUGUUGCUGCCUAGAGUAGUCAAGUGAUCGUGUAAGUUGUGUAAAAGUUGUUUGACUCAUACGUGAUCUAUUUAUAAUCAUGUUAUAUUAUAUUUGAUUUAUGUUGUGUUUAAUACAUGUUUCCUAAAAUCCGUAUCAUGUUUAGCCAAUUUUAGACCGGAGGGUUUGGAUUCUUUUAUUGGCUCAGAUCUGCAAGUAAUGGCUAAGAGAAUGGAAGCAACUCUCCAGGCUACCAUCUGUAAAAUCGCUAGUUAUAUCCAACCUUUUUGUUGCUGUGUAGGGUUGUCAAUUGAUCGCGUUUUGUUUUUAAGUUGUGUUAAAAUUUGCUCAACGCAUACUCAACCUAUUUAUGAUUGUGUCAUGUAACUCAUGUCGGGUUUCUGUCAUUUACUAGAUGAAUCAUUC